AUGCCAGAGUUUCUAGCAUCAAUUGAGACAUACAACCCUAAAAUAAUCUUUGUUACAGAAACUUGGUGGCAUGAAUCAUCGAUAACUAACAUUGAAAACUAUAUGUUAUUCAGAAAAGAUCGCGUGUCCAGUAGAGGAGGUAGGGUGGCUAUUUAUGUCGACACUUCAUUAAAACCUAAUGAAGUAAGCGAAAUUGUUUUAUUAGAUUCCCCUGAACAAAUUUGGUGCGAAAUAUCGUACGGUUCCGAACACAUCCUUCUGGGUUGUAUAUACAGGCCACACACGCUAGAUCCACUCGAGAAUAUUGAAGCGUCCAUUAUUAAAGCGAAUGAACUUCUGUCUAAAAUAUACAGCGGCUUGUUGAUUUGUGGAGACUUUAAUUUGCCAGGGAUUAACUGGGAUUUGAGCAGUAUCCCAACUGUCAGCAACACAGAUAUCCUUUCAAGUAAUUUUAUUGACAUCCUCGCCGAGUCGUUUUUGAUACAAUUUGUUACUAAGCCCACUUUUCAACUUGAUGAAAUUACAUCGAACAAUACUCUUGAUCUAAUUAUAGCCGAAAAUGAAAAUCGGGUCCUCGAUAUUAUUCACCAUGCACCUUUAACGUCUCUGAAGAAAUCUCACCACGUCCUUCAAUGGGAUUACGUUGUUAAAAGCGCUGCAGUUGUAGGAAAACACAUUGAAAAACGCGUUUAUCAUAAAAGUAACUUUGUAAAGAUAUCCGAAUAUUUUAACAAUAUCAACUGGCAGAUGGAAUUCAAUGGACACAAUACUGAUGACUGUUAUAACAUUUUCCUGAACCACUACGAGGCUGCAUGCAAAAAUUAUGUCCCAGUGACUAACUUAAAAUGGAUUCGUCGUAGAAGUGAAUGGAUGAAUGAUGACAUCAAAAAUAAAAUAAAAGCUAAAAAUAAACUAUGGUUUCGAUGUAGAGCGAAUGGAUAUAAAAAUCUUAAACUAGUCAACGAAUACAAAGCGUGUAAUAUUCAAUUGAAGAAGCUCAUAUAUAAAGCUCGUUGUGAGUUUGAACUUGAUUUAGCGAUAAAAUCGAAGCACAACCCAAAGAUCCUGUUCAAGUAUGUUAAUAGUAAACAAAAUGUUAGAACUACAAUAACAGUCUUAAAAGGAAUCAAUGGCGACACUAUCACAAAUCAUCACAAAUCAUAUCACUAUCACAAAUCCAAUAGAAAUUGCAAUUCGGCUGAACAAUCACUUUCAAAGUGUUUUCAACAAAAAUGA
Hydra vulgaris (swiftwater hydra) is the source of this 1236-nucleotide messenger RNA. RefSeq lists its product as uncharacterized. Gene Ontology annotation, biological process: cell adhesion involved in heart morphogenesis; larval heart development. Gene Ontology annotation, molecular function: catalytic activity. Gene Ontology annotation, cellular component: extracellular matrix. NCBI's taxonomy places the organism in Eukaryota, Metazoa, Cnidaria, Hydrozoa, Anthoathecata, Hydridae. The record is from RefSeq and is a predicted model, not a curated record.